Messenger RNA from Sciurus carolinensis (gray squirrel), 2015 nucleotides. It is a transcript of the gene Thoc3, whose product is annotated as THO complex subunit 3. Gene Ontology annotation, biological process: mRNA export from nucleus. The record is from RefSeq and is a predicted model, not a curated record. Lineage: Eukaryota; Metazoa; Chordata; Mammalia; Rodentia; Sciuridae. Gene Ontology annotation, cellular component: THO complex part of transcription export complex. Gene Ontology annotation, molecular function: protein binding.
GGCGCCAGGACUGAUUGCGCCCAGGCUGGUGGCCGUGGAACCGGCUGAAACCUCGGCAUGGCGGUGCCCACGGCAGCCAUGGGGCCCUCGGCGCUGGGUCAGAGUGGCCCCGGCACUAUGGCCCCCUGGUGCUCGGUGAGCAGUGGCCCGUCGCGUUACGUGCUCGGGAUGCAGGAGCUGUUCCGGGGCCACAGCAAGACGCGCGAGUUCCCGGCUCACAGUGCCAAGGUGCACUCAGUGGCCUGGAGCUGCGACGGGCGUCGCUUAGCCUCCGGAUCUUUCGACAAGACGGCCAGUGUCUUCUUGCUGGAAAAGGACCGAUUGGUCAAAGAAAACAACUAUCGGGGACAUGGGGAUAGUGUGGACCAGCUUUGUUGGCAUCCCAGUAAUCCUGACCUUGUCACUGCAUCUGGUGAUAAAACCAUUCGCAUCUGGGAUGUGAGGACUACAAAAUGCAUUGCCACUGUAAACACUAAAGGGGAGAACAUUAAUAUCUGCUGGAGUCCUGAUGGGCAGACCAUUGCUGUAGGCAACAAGGAUGAUGUGGUGACCUUUAUUGAUGCCAAGACACACCGUUCCAAGGCAGAGGAGCAGUUCAAGUUUGAGGUCAAUGAAAUCUCCUGGAACAAUGACAAUAACAUGUUCUUGACAAAUGGCAAUGGUUGUAUCAACAUCCUCAGCUACCCAGAACUGAAGCCUGUGCAGUCCAUCAACGCCCAUCCUUCCAAUUGCAUCUGUAUCAAGUUUGACCCUAUGGGGAAAUACUUUGCUACAGGAAGUGCAGAUGCUUUGGUUAGCCUCUGGGAUGUGGAUGAGCUAGUAUGUGUACGAUGCUUUUCCAGACUGGAUUGGCCUGUGAGGACCCUCAGUUUUAGCCAUGAUGGGAAAAUGCUGGCAUCAGCAUCGGAGGAGCAUUUUAUUGACAUAGCUGAAGUAGAGACAGGAGACAAACUAUGGGAAGUGCAGUGUGAGUCCCCAACCUUCACUGUGGCUUGGCACCCCAAAAGACCUCUGUUGGCAUUUGCCUGUGAUGACAAAGAUGGCAAAUAUGACAGCAGCCGGGAAGCUGGGACUGUGAAGCUGUUUGGACUUCCUAAUGAUUCCUGAGAGGGGGACCUGACGUAAGGAGAGGAAGACCUGCAGAGACACUCUGUAGUUUGGUCUGCUCUCUUGGAGUUGGUGGAUACCAUAAAUAUUUGUAAAUUGGUAAAAAUUAUAAAAGUCUUUUGUGAGGCUGCCCAUUCCAAUUCCCUUCCCAUUUUUUGUGUUAGCUGUUUCCAUUUUUUCCCCCCAGUACCAGUUAGCUAAGGAGGACUUUGCACUAUGGGACCUCCUAUCUUCCCUGAUUUUAGAUAUGUGGUAGACUUUGUUGAACUUGAUGCUGCUUGAGUAAUACCUAGUUUGGAGAGAGGGUGGAUGAGGAUGGAAACUUUUUAAUGAUUAAGAAGGAAAUAUGUGUGUAUAACUUUGAGAAUUGAGCAUUUAACACAACUGACUUUAUUAUGGAGUUUUUGGACUUACAUAGAUAUGGUAUGAUUAUUACAGGAAGACAUUGUAUUGUAUUGUUUGUAUUUUUUUUUUUUAAAUAGAGUUUUAGUAGUAUAAUUCUGUUUAGUGUCCUAACCAAAGAACCUGAAAUAAUAGGAAGAAAGCAUUUAGUGCAUGGACUCCAGCAAUCCUUAGACAUCAGUUGUUUCUGUUAAUAUGUGUGUAUGCCUGGCUUCAGUACACACAGGAUUUAUAGACAAAUUAUGACAAACACUGAUGAAAGUUAUAAAAUAUAAACAAAGACAAAAUCAAGAUAAGACAAACAUAAACUAGAACGGAAAGUUUUGACUGGGGAAAUUAAAUAGUAAUAUGUAAAUAUUGUUGAAAAGAAAAACAUGCCAGCUCCUCAUGGAAAGCAAAACUUCUUACCUUAAGAGAAAUGGCUCAUGCAGGGACUUGUUACCUACUAAUGAUAUUUUGAUUUUCAUUGUUUCUUAAUGUUUUUUGUCAUUAAAAAUAAAAAAAUA